Myripristis murdjan (pinecone soldierfish) is the source of this 443-nucleotide messenger RNA. RefSeq names its product caspase-1-A-like. Lineage: Eukaryota; Metazoa; Chordata; Actinopteri; Holocentriformes; Holocentridae. Gene Ontology annotation, cellular component: IPAF inflammasome complex; AIM2 inflammasome complex; NLRP3 inflammasome complex. Gene Ontology annotation, biological process: regulation of apoptotic process; proteolysis; regulation of inflammatory response. Gene Ontology annotation, molecular function: cysteine-type endopeptidase activity. The transcript is spliced from 3 exons. The record is from RefSeq and is a predicted model, not a curated record. Bases 72 to 443 code for a protein of 123 amino acids.
ACACACACACACACACACACACACACAGGAAAGUAGUGAUCGUGCGACAAUCUGCGAUACACUUGUGAAGAAUGGCAGCUCAGCGGCUUUUCAAUGUCAGGCGUCAGUUUGUGGAUGGUGUGACAGCCCCAGUUAUAAAGGAUCUCCUGAAUGACCUUUUAGCCGAUGGAGUCUUGAAUGAAAGAGAGCGAGACUCUGUGUUGGAGGAGAGGCGUGCCAGAGCAGACCAGGCAGAAUGUCUGAUAGACAUGGUGAGGAAGAAAGGAAACGAAGCCAGUCAAAAGCUGAUCGAUCACCUGAAGACCAGAGACUCUAAACUUCACCCUGUUCUGUUUCCAUCCGCUGACCAAGAGGCGAUCAGCAGCUUUCAGGGCUCGCCGCAUGCUUGUGGACAGGAUCUCAACCCCUGUUAUGGCGAAUCUCUUGGAUCACCUUUUGGAUGA